Messenger RNA from Anguilla rostrata (American eel), 1258 nucleotides. RefSeq names its product TEN1 subunit of CST complex (gene ten1). Gene Ontology annotation, cellular component: CST complex. Lineage: Eukaryota; Metazoa; Chordata; Actinopteri; Anguilliformes; Anguillidae. Gene Ontology annotation, biological process: negative regulation of telomere maintenance via telomerase. The transcript has 4 exons. The record is from RefSeq and is a predicted model, not a curated record. Gene Ontology annotation, molecular function: single-stranded DNA binding; telomeric repeat DNA binding; telomerase inhibitor activity. The coding region runs from base 547 to 912 and encodes 121 amino acids.
UCUCGACACGGCUCCCCUUAUCCACAAUAAAUAAUUCAGCAGUUUAUGUGACCGAUGCAGCUGUAAUCCGGACAAUCUGUAAUUUGGCCUCUUUGGAACUGUAGCCCUGAGUCCUUGUUAGACAGGGCGGAGUGAGCGUGCAUGCAAUUUAGCUAUCAAGUUAGGUUUAACCGUUAUGUAGGAAGUUGGUGAAUGGAAACUACGCCACAGCUUCGUUCAAAGAAAUACUAAGGAGUAGCUACCUGGACGCUAAUGAUUACCUUACUAAUAAAUAUACAAAUGGAAAAAAUCAGGGUGCGAUUUUUAACCAUCGCGUCUGCAGAUAGCUUGAUGGUAGUUAAUCUAGCCGUGCGGCCAUCUAAUUUAUUCAGCUAGCCAGCUAGUGCCAAAUCAACGUUCGCUAUUUAACCAGCUAACCAGGGCCCUUGAGCGUGUUUCGGCAGUUUCCUUGUUAUCCAAAACAAUCACAGUGCGGACAAACUCACCGAUCUCUCUCCUCCUUUGAGUUUUCUCUGCACCGCCGUCUAAAAUAUUUAUAAGGCAGAGAUGCUUCCAGCACCUGGUGUUUUUCACUUUCCCUGGGAAAUCAGUUCCGGUGCCAUCCAGGAAGGAACAACAGUGAGAACAUUUGGCAGACUGAGGCAUUACCAGCCGGCCAAUUCACGGGCUACCCUGUCUUCUCAUUAUGCAGCGACCCAGCACCAAGUUGUCAUUCACACGGGCUUUGUGGAGCCUUUUCACCCCAUACUUGAGGCCCAGUACAUUGUUCUAGGGGAGCUGGAGAUCACUGAGGGGGAUGGUCUGAUGGUACGGGCUCGCGUGCUGAAUUGUGUGGAUGGAGUGGACCUUGCCAUACUACAGAGUGCCAUAAAUGAACAGAGAAGGUAUUUCCAUGAUAGAGGUGGAAAAUGACAUUCAGCAACCCCCACCCUGAUAUAUUAGUGUGGAUUGUUUGUGGCCACUAUGGUGAUCAUAUAUUCAACAUUUUUAUAGCAAGACUGUAUGGAAAACUUGGAUAAUGAUGUAUUAAAAGUGCUUUUUAUACCAUUUUGUGUAUUAAAAUAUUUUUUAAAGGUCAGACCUAAUGUGCUUUCAUAACAUUUUGUGUAUUCAAAUAUUUUUUAAAGGUCAGACCUAAUGUGCUUUCAUAACAUUUUGUGUAUUCAAAUAUUUUUUAAAGGUCAGAUCUAAUGUAUGCACGCAAGUACCAGCCUAUAGCCACAACUUGAGUUUUGGGACAGUCGUAUCGAAUUUUUUU